Paramuricea clavata is the source of this 7447-nucleotide messenger RNA. The record is from the annotation of a GenBank genome assembly. NCBI's taxonomy places the organism in Eukaryota, Metazoa, Cnidaria, Anthozoa, Malacalcyonacea, Plexauridae.
UUCUACUUAACAUGCGUUGAAAUCAGAUUUUGUUGCAAGUUGCAGCGAAUUUGUUGCUCGUGUAACUCCAGCUUUAUACCCAUGCAUGCUUGCAAUUUUUGUUUUAUGUAUCUCGCAGAUCCCAGUUUCUGGAGAUUUACUGAAUAAGUAUCAAACUAGUUAUGGAAGAAAAUUAAAGAAUUCAGAUGAAAACAGUGAGAAUGGAAGUGAUGUAUCUUUGUCAAAGGAAGAGAUCCGCGCUAAGAUUGUGGAAGAAAUUGUCAGUACAGAACGAGAUUAUGUUCAAAAUCUUAAAGACAUUGUCGAGGUAGAUUUAUACAUAUUAGUCAUGGUCAUGUUUGAUAUUGAUAAUUAGAUAGCAAUAAAAACUUCCAGUCUUCAUUCCUGGAAAACUAGAAAACAGUGUUGCUCCUGUGUUUUCCGAAGAUAGGAAAAACAGGUACUAUAACCACAUUGUUCCCACAAGAAAAUCACAUUGUCUUGUUGGGACUAUAUUUUUAAGGGCGGACAAACGGCAAAACAUUAAAUAGCGUUCUGGGAAUAACACAACAUUGUUCCUAGGGUCUUCCCUCUUGUGGAGGUUAUGGAGAGAGUCUGGGAAUGACAGAUAAAAAUGGGAAUGAGAAAACCAUAUACCAUUAUAAGACAGAGUUAAAUAAGUUUACGAAAAGCUACCGAGCAACGUUUGAUUGAAACUGAUGUGUCUAAAAAGUCCAGGAACAUUGCAUUUUACCUUUUCAUGGCUCGAUUCAUUUUCCAUUAAGUCUUCAAUUGCAGAAAAUGAAAGGUAUUUAUAGACUUCGAACUUUUCAUUCGGUGUAGUCUGAAGUCCGAAGAGAUAAAUGCAUCAAUGUACAGUAAAUAAGUGUCGUCUUUUUUAAUUAUGUGGCGGAGGCGGAACAACGCAAUAUCUAUUAUUUACCUGUCCUAUUGUUUUGCCACGAAAUGGGCGGUAAAUGGUAAUAGGACAAAAGGAUCGAGAGUUGAUGAAAGGGAUUAUUAGGGAUCUUGCCAGUCAAUAUCCCCUGAUAUUUUUUUCAGUUACAUUAAACCGGUUGUAUAUUUUCUUUUUCAGGGUUACCUCAAACAAGCAAAGAAAAGACCAGACAUGUUUAAUGAUAGACUACUGGCAAUAAUAUUUUCAAACGUUGAAAAGAUUUAUCACUUUCACCUGGAUUUCUUACGUUGUAUUGAACGCCAAUAUAAUCAAGCAUGGAAGGACGUUUCUAGUGUUGGAGAAGUUGGUGCAGUCUUUGUACAAAACGUAAGUAGUUUCUCCAGUCAUCAGUAAUUUCGUAAACGGAGCGCAGAUCAUUAUCAAUUCUGGCUAGCUUGACUGCACAAUAAAUAAUUGCCAUAUAGAAUUUUGUCACAGUGAACCGAAAUCUAAUAUCUAUUUGAGAAAUAUGACCCAUUUAAACAAUUUGGUAGGUAUUUCAGAACCCUUGCAUGCACCUCUGCAUUCAAAAUCGACAAUCGUGUUUGACAAAUAAUUCCAAACUGUAAAAAAGAACAACAUUUUAGACUAUUCCAAGCCUGGUUUGUAGUUUACUUGCAACAUGGCAGCCAGCAAUAACGGAAAUUGUGUGGCGGGGACUGGAGAGGAGAGGCAACUACCCAAGCUUAUCAUUAUUUUUGCGCUUACUGCAUGUACGUAUUUGCAGACUAUGCUGCAUAUACUUCAUUCCACUUCUUUGUUCAUUAUUUUAUGUUUGCGCUCACGUCGCUGCAAUUUUCGCUUUCGUAAACGGUCGUUACCAUCCGAAACUGGCGUUACCAUCCCGAGUCUUAUAGAAUUCUGGGUAAGCAGAGCAAAAUUCUUCGUUGUCCCAUGCUGUCCCGCAUGUCACAUUUAUUUUUAGCGUAUUGUGAAUAUUAGAGGAAAAUAUUACUAUAAAAGUAAUAUAAAUAUUACUGGUCGCUACCGACAACCAGGCUUAAUUAAUAAAGCAAUAGCUAUUACAAUAUGGUUACUAAUUGACUAACCGUGCAUGGUAUGGGUAGUAACAAAAAGACGCUCCAUGCAGGAUGUACAGUAUAUAUAUGUAGUUUAUACAUAUGCUCUUUCAUAUAUAAUAAAUAAUAAAAACUAUACAUUGAUUCAUCGUAUGUGUUAUCCAGUUGCAGAAAAUCCUCCAUUCUGUUAUUUCAGAAAGAAAAAUUCGAGUUAUAUUCUGAAUAUUGCAACAACCACCCACGAGCUUCUUCUGAUCUAAAACACCUACUACAACAGGACAAAUAUCGAUAUUUCUUUGAAGCAUGUCGAAUGUUACACGACAUGAUUAAGAUUUCUUUGGAUGGUUUUCUUCUAACGCCUGUUCAGAAAAUUUGCAAAUAUCCUUUACAACUACAGGUAGGUGUCGGUGUUUCAGUUGUACUGUUGGAACCAGCUCAAAUGCAAAAUAGAUUGCAAUUAUGAUAGCCAACAUAGUCUAGCUAUCACACAGGCAAUGUACAUGCAUGUAUGGGUAGGGUUCCAAUCGUUGACAAUUAUUAUUUUUAUCUCAGGAACUUCUAAAGUACACAAAUCCAGAACACAGCGAUUAUGACAAUGUAAAGGAUGCGUUGGAAGCUAUGCGUGAAGUAGCCUCCAGUAUCAAUGAAAAGAAGAGACAAGUGGAAAAUAUAAAGAAGAUUGCUGAAUGGCAACUUGCAAUUGAACAAUGGGAGGUUAGUACAUGUACACUGCAUAUAAUUAAUAAUAGAUCAUUUCUUCUCUCCUGCAAUGGACCAUUUGCAUUAUAGACUAAAUUUUGAUCUAGAUAAAAAUUUCAUCACAGCUUGAAAGAGCAUCACAAAAUUAGUAAUAUUCCAAAGUUUCGUUGCGAAUUGUUGUAAAAUGCGGAUAAUAUAUAGCCUUGCGAAGUUUGCCGUUUUUCACUCAUUUUGUAUUAUGCAUGGGAAAUUGACAGCCCAAUCGGGUGUUGGGGCAUCAAUUUCCCGUUUGUAAUACAAAAUGACUGAAAAUUGCAAAUUUCGCAAGGCUACUUAACAGUUAUUCUACGAACUCGAGUCGAAUAUGAGCUGAUAGCCGAUGAGGCGCGUAGCGCCGAAUCGGCUAUCGCUCAUAUUCAACGAGAGUGAGUGGAAUAACUGUUUUAUUAUAUACACAAGGUCUGAAUUCACAGACUUUGCUUUUCGAAUAUUUUCAAUAUUUUUCUAUUCUGUUUAUGUUUUUAUCUUCGCUCUUUCGGCCGAUUAUUUUUUCAAAAAUAUAUAUUUUUAACCAUUUUAAAUAUUAAAAAUUUAUUUGCUAAUCUUAAAACAAUUUGUGGGAGUUUUUUCAUUGUGUUUUUAAUCCUGUGAAGGCUAUAAAAAGCGACAACUUGCCGUUUUCUCGUUUGCAAAACAUCGUAAAUUCAGUUUGGCCGCCAUUUUGUUUUUCUCUACUAGCAGGAUAUGAGCUAAUAUCCUGCUAGUAGAGAACCAAUCAGAUUGCAGAAUACUUCAUAUCCAGACCUUGUGUAUAUAAUAAAGUAUAUUAUCCGCAUUUUACAACAUUUCGCAACGAAACUUUGGUAUAUUACUAAUUUUGUGAUGCUCUUUCAAGCUGUGAUGAAAUUUUUGUCUAGAUCAAAAUUUAGUCUAUAAUGCAUAUGGUCCAUUGUCCUUGUUUAAAAAAAAUUUUUGUAAUCUAUUCUGUUCUUUUUGUCUCUUAUCUGCAUGGCUUUGUCUUCAUUUGUGUGUCGCACAAGCUUGGAAUUACAUGCAUGAAUGUUGUGAAUGUUGAUGUUUUACUUAUAUAUAUACUCACUGUCAGAUGUUUUCCGUUUAAUUUUUAAGUCUUUGAUGUUAAAUAUAAAUUAAAUGUGUUCGUUUAUUGUAUUAAAAGGGUGAAGAUGUGCUGAUCAAAAGUAGCCAACUAGUCCAUUCCGGGGAAGUUGUGAAGUUGUCUAAAGGAAAAGCACAAGAUGUCACAUUGUUUCUAUUUGAUCAUCAACUUGUUUAUUGUAGAAAGGUAAUACUGAUGGAAUUUAUAUACGACCUCUCGAGUAAUGUCGAUUCAAAACUACAAAACUUUGGAGAUUACUAAAGGACAAUUUGUGGAAUAAAUUGAGUUUAGGUUCUUCCAGUUGGAAAGAAUUCUUAAUGGUGAAGUGGACGGUUUUUACACCAUUUUCUUGUUUAAGUACUAUUUAAAAAACGAGCAGGAGUGUUUUUAGGUUUAAAGCCACGAGCGCGCAGCGCGAGUGGCUUUAGACCUAAUAAAACACGACCCGCGAGUUUUUUAAAUGACUUCAAAAACGUAUGCAUAAUAAGUCAAAUCUUUAUAUAAAAAUCUUUAUAUAAAAACCUUUAUAUAAAAAUCUUUAUAUAAAAAUCUUUGUAUAGUUUGCAUAACAAUGGUCUUUUGUUAAAGUGUUCUUUAGCUGGUAUAAAGACGUAUGCACGUGACUAAUUUCUUACUCAAGAUUGGAUAAUUGCUUCAUGAAUUAUUAAUGAGUUUUUGAAGUAUAUAUAAUUAUUUCUUGUAACAGGAUUUGAUAAAGAAACGUUCAUUGGAAUAUAAAGGACGAAUUGUACUGGAAAAUUAUAAGUUUGAAAAACUUGAAGAUGGAGAAGGUACUGAUAAACAUACAUGUAUGAAUAUAUUAUAUCUACAUGUAUCUAUCUAUAUGAAUAUAUAAUAUAUUAUAUCUAUCUGAUAUUAUAUCGAGUAUCAGAUGUUUGGACAUUUACAAUGCCAAUGGCCAACGAAUAAUCCUAAUGCCACUGCAUGCAUGUAGUUCUUCAAAUUAAAUAAUUCCUAUCAUAUAACUAUAUAUGUUUUUCAGUGUCUCAAAAUGGCGUAGUAGUGAAAAACGCGUGGAGAUUAUCGAGCAAACAGAACAAUACAAGCUGUUUAUUUCAAGCAAAGUCAUCAGAACAAAGAGAUAAAUGGAUUGGAUACUUUCUUCAAGAGAGGAAAAUUGUCUACGAAACGACGUCAGGUAUACAGUAUACAUAUACAUGCAGUCUAUAUACAAACAGUGUAUGCCGUGCUGUUGUUUUGCCCGUUUAUGACUGUGUAACUUAUACUUUCUCACAUUAUUAAGAUGUCCUACUUACAGUAUAUAGAUUGUAAUAAAUGUAGCCUAUAUAUAUUUGUAAAUUAUGGAUUCUAUUUUGAGAUAAUAGAAUGAUAGAAAUGGUUUGGAGAAGCUCGUAUUCUAAAAUUUUGAUGAACGCCAAAAACUGCAUGUAUUUGAAUUUAAUAGAUUUAAACUAUUGCAAAAGGUUAAUUUGUUCAAAGCGAUAUAUUUUGAUCCUUAUAUUUUGAUGGAAAUAAUGGUCAAUCUAGUUUGGUGGAGAAUUAGUUUCAGGCCAUGUAACUAUCGCCGUUCAGGUCUGCUUUCAAAUUGUCAAUCAGUGGAAAUUGCUAGCUUUUCUGUGUCUAUAUCAUAAAGAUACCUGAUGACCCAUUUAUUGUACAUUUAGCUAACAGUAUCCCUCUUGAAGAACGUCUGGCAGCAAUAGAUGAAGCAAAAAAUGCUAUGAAAAGUAGAAAACAAAUCAGUAAGUAUAUCGUGUUUCUGUGAUCGACCAUCUUUGUAGAACAGAAAUAUACUAUUGUUGUAGCAAGACCGUGGUUCAGAUAAUAAGAUUCUUGUAAUUAUCCUGUCCCAUCGCAUUAUCAAGCAACCUAAAACAGCUCGAACCGACAAUUUUCAUAAUUAGAUAAAGGCACUUUUCAGUCCUUUUGUCCUGUACCUGAAAAACAACCUCCCUACGCCAUGGCUAUCCAACGUAUCCGCAUUUACUUUUAUAACAUUAAAUUUAACAUUAUCGAUGAAUAACUUCCCUCUAGGUCGGAUUUCUUUUCCCGGCUUUCCCUUUCAUGCUUCUGCAGUGGUGUUUAUAGUAUUUACAACAUGCACGCGUCUUAUAUUUUAAGAUUUAAUUCAUUUUACCUUUUAUAGUUUUACUACCAUGCAUACAUGCAUGCAUAUAUAUGAAUGCCAGCCGAUUUCACCUUAAUUAAACUAAUAUAUAACCCAAACUCUUUACUAUCAGCCAUGGUGUUUGCUUUUCCUAUUAAUUUUUUUAUUCACCAACAAUAUAAAGUAUUUACAGUGCAUGUAUCCAUUUUCACCAUGAUAUUAAUUUAGUACAUAUGCAUGUCCUCCACCUGCGACUAAAAUCUGUUUUAUAAUUUCACCUUAUUUCGCCUCAGUCGCAGGCGAGAAGAGGUUUUUUCAGGUUGACUCUAUCAAACAGCAAACACAGGUUUUAUUUGGGAACUCGGCUUUCCUCCUCUGCAUGUAUUAAUAGUAAAACUGUGCCGGCAAUAAGGUAUGUCAUGGACCCUAAAUAGCGGAGUUUGAAACUGGUAUAGAGCUUAGAAAUAUAUAGGUUAGUUUAGUUUUUGUUGACAGUUAACACAUGAUGUAUAAAACAAUAAAUCAUCAGUGGUAUUGUAUUUUUCCAGUUAAAGGUGAAAAGAAAUAUGGCAACUUUAAUACAGUGAGUCGAGCAAUAGGACAAUUACAUUACGGAAGUGAAAUUCACCAUCGUAAGAUCGAUCUACCUCCACCUGUAUCUAGUGCCAUGUUGUUUCAGAGAGAUCAAGCGAGAUCAUCUUUUCUGAGACAUUCUGGCGUGUUCAAGAAACGACGGCCCAAACCAAGACACCGAUCUCAGCCUAGAUGAUAAUUAGCUGCAUAUAUAAUAACUCCUUCUUUGUACGUUUUCAUGGCAAUCUUUAGCCAAAUUAAUUUCCGUCUAAUACUAGAAACUUGCAUGUCUGACGGAUUCAAUCCGAUUCAACGAAAGCAAUCCGACGAAUGAGCCUGAAAAUUCGCGAAACCUGUUUUUUUACAUCUCCAGCUAAAAUUCGUCUUGAUUUAUUCGUCUGCAUAGUCGAGCGUCUGCUUUCCCGUUUCAGUCAGGAAACUCGUCUGUAACUACUUAUGCCGUCGUUUGGACAGGAAAGUUAUAGUAAGACGGUAAUUAAUACAUAUAUAGUGUUUCUUUACAAAAUAAAUAUAAUCGCGGUUAAUUCUACAGAUACAAAGUAAUUGCCGAGCAAGUCAGAAUAAAAAAAUUAUACCCUAUAUAAAGAGUCGUAUAAGUGAUAGCAGCAGGUAACUGCGUAUAUAUCAUCGACAUCGUUAAAAUGCCUUCAUAAAAAUAAAAAAAACAUUCGUAUAUGCUGCAGUUUUUUCAGUAUGGAAUUUCCAUCAAUAUAUUCAUUUUAUUUAUAUUGUCGAGAAACUUACCUAAAAGUCGUUCUAAAAAUUGAAUUGUUGGAACUAAUAAUGAGUAAUGUGUCAAGAUUUUAUUGAUACGUUUUACAUAUAUUUAAUAUACAUUGUAUAUAUAACUUAGUAUUUUUAUAUUAUUAAAUGCAUUCAUGCAUGUUAUUGAAUCAGUUGUGUUGUGGCAAUCAUCCAACUGAAUCCUGUGCAAUAUUUUUCUAGUUACAGAUUAUGGUAUCCAAUUGUAAAUUAAAGGUUGUUCAAGCAGC